AUGGACGCUCGUCUCUCUUCUCUGGAAGCUUCUUUUGCAGAUCUUCAAUCUAUCAUCGCCGAUGUGGUGAAGACUUAUGUGCACUCUGCUUUGGAGUCCAAUCUUCCCGCUCAUCUCGAUCGUCGCAUUCCGGUGUACUUUGAGCAGUUUCCAUGUGAGUUUUCUUUUCAAGGCGUCGGUGACACUUCUAUGCCUCAACCCAUUCCACCUCCUCCACUUCCUCCUGAUUUGGAUCUACAUCCACCUCAUCGGCACCUCAAUUGGCUGGGUGGGGGGCAUCCUCAUAGAACUCAGUGGACACAGCGGGUGGAUUUUCCUCGUUUUUCUGACAGUGAUGACCCACUCGCCUGGAUCUACAAAGUGGAGCAGUUUUUCACAUUCUACAACAUUCCGGAGCACCAACGUGUGCUCACUGCAUCCUUUCAUCUAGAAGGGGAAACAUUGCAGUGGUUUCAAUGGAUGGAUUGUCUCACAUCUACUCCGGACUGGUUGGCGUUCACUAAGGUUUUUUGUAGGGAAUUUGGCCCAAAUGAGUUCGAGAAUAAUGCUGAGGCAUUAUUCAAAUUGAGGCAAACAGGUACCCUUCGCGAUUACGUUGUGGAAUUUCGUAGAUUAGCCAAUCGUACCACUGGAAUUGAGCCUAUUCUACUUAAGAGCUGUUUUUUUGGGGGAUUAAAACGUGAAUUGAAGUUUGAUGUUAAGCUUUUGAAACCGGCAACUGUACAUGAGGCUAUCUCUAUUUCUGGGCAAUUAGACUCUAAACUUAUUGAGCUCAGAACAACUGCACCUCGAACUUCUAUCCCUGUUAAACCUCAACCGCUACUUCUUCCUCCUUCUGCCCUUGCGGGUCCUCGAGCUGGUCCUGUGCCUGUUAAGAAAUUGACUCAUGCCGAGAUUCAAUUGAAAAGUGACAAAGGAGAUUGCUGGUUUUGUCUUGAUAAAUGGAUUCCGGGGCAUAAAUGUGGCCUCAAACAAUUACUCAUGUUGGAUGUUAUUGAUUCUAAUGCUCAUUGUAAAUUCACUGAUGUUGAUGAUGCUUCUCCUGAGUUAUUGGCAAUGUUCUUAAGUGAGUGUGCUUUUUAUGGAACAACUGCUAAACAGUCUGUUCAAACUAUGAAGGUUGAUGGUGUGGUUCUUGGACAAUCUAUCAAGAUUUUAUUGGACUCAGAGAGUAUUCAUAAUUUCAUUGAUUUUCGGUUGCUUAAGAAAUGGGGUCGCCAAGCACAAAGUACUCAAGCCUUUGAGGUUAUGAUCGCUGAUGGAGGAAUAGUCCGGAGCUCGGGUUGUUGUAGGGACACUGCCCUUUGUUUGGGAGGGUACAAUUGUGUAGUUGACUUCUACUCUCUUCCUUUAGGUGGUUGUGACGUGGUGUUUGAGGUCCAGUGGUUGUCUUCUGUAAGUCCUGUUCUUUGGGACGUCCAACUAUUGACCAUGGAAUUUUUUGCCAAUGCUCAGCACUACAAACUAACUCACAGCCCAUCUACUGCCCCACUUAUUCAGGAAGUUUCAUUGCAACACUUGGAUAAAGAGUUUUCUAACUCUCAUUUGGGUCUCUUCCUCUAUUCUAUGGAGGGUCAGUUCUUGCACCAUUCUGCAUUAUCUCCUCAACAAUCACACGAACUAAAUGAGUUACUUGGGGCCUUCGAAGCCAUCUUUGUGUUACCUUCUAAGCUCCCACAUUCUCGGGGUCAUGACCACCACAUUCCUUUGGUUCCAUGCGCCAAACCUCCAAAUUUGCGGCCAUAUCAUUAUGGUCAUAUGCAAAAGACUGAAAUUGAAAGAACUGUGCAAGAAUUACUUGACUCGGGGUUUAUUCGUCCCAGCCACAGUCCUUUUUCCUUCCAUGUCCUAUUGGAUAAGAAGAAAUAG
Molecule: messenger RNA, 1869 nt
Organism: Malus domestica (apple)
Lineage: Eukaryota; Viridiplantae; Streptophyta; Magnoliopsida; Rosales; Rosaceae
Source: RefSeq, a predicted model, not a curated record